Paramecium pentaurelia is the source of this 764-nucleotide messenger RNA. NCBI's taxonomy places the organism in Eukaryota, Ciliophora, Oligohymenophorea, Peniculida, Parameciidae. The record is from the annotation of a GenBank genome assembly.
AUGCAGUCAUUAUGUUAAAUGAGUCCAGAAUCAAAUCCUCAAAAUAAAUAACAAUUCUAAACCUGUUUUGAUCAAAAUGAGUCAGCGUUUUUAAGUCCCAACACAUAAUCUCUUUAAUAACCCAAAUAUAAAGUUAGAACCUUAAGACCUAAAUCAAUUCUUGAAGGUGAAUUAGCUAGAUUCAGCAAAUCAAGAAAUUUACUUACAAUGAAUAAUUAUGAAUGUAUUAAAUGUAAAAACGAGAAAGGAAAUAUAGCAAUAAAGUUAUGCCAAUGCUUAGAUAUAUAUUACCAUAUUAUUUGUAUCUUAGAAUAUGCUGAUCUUCAUCCUAAGUUAGGACUCAAUUUAUUUAGAUGCUAAUUUUGCAAUGAUUACUUCCCAAUUUAAAUAAAUGAAAAGUAUAAUAUAUAUAAACUAUCAGACUGAGCACAUAAAAUUUAAGCAAGAAACAAAAGUUUGUAUUCUUAAUGAGCUUGUCCAUGUUGUUUUCUUUGGUUACAUUAGAAAUUGUGGCUCUUUCAUUGUUAGAACUAGAUCAGAUAUAUCUAAUUUUAUUAAUAAUACUAAUAAUUAUUGAAUUAUUGGUAUUAUUAAUAAUUUUCAGUAAAUUUUAUCAUUUAUGUUACUUAAUCGAAUAUGAUAUAAAAGAAUAUAAGUUAGGAUAAGAAUAUGAUUAAUCUUAAUUGGAAUCAUUUACUCUUAAAGUUGUUAAACAACUAUAAUAUAAAAGAGCCAAGAGAGUAAUAUUUGAUUAAGUGAAAUGA